GAUGCUACGUGCUUCGUGAAGUUCCUGUGGGAAUCCCCCGCGUUUCUGUCAGUGCACCAAAAGGACUCGCGUCCGUCAGAUCAAGCCGUCGCUCGAAAAAAAAAAUACACACAGAGGAGCACAGCAAGUAUCCCGGAAGAAUUGUUAAAGUACAGCUGUAUCGUGACGACCGAGAGAAGACGACUCCCUCAGUUGACAGAUUAGUUUAGUUUAUCGUGAAAUUGAAUUCAAGGACAGAGAGCUGCACAAUCCUUCACGCAGAAGAAUCCAGUGAUCAGCAACCGAUUGCAUGCUUUUUUCGGAGCUCAACGAUUGGAAGACUCGAAAUGUCACCCUGAUAUGAUUGACCUAAGAUGUCCAUAUUUUUGGAAACAUUUCAACUUCUAAGGAAUGCACGAUUUUUUGGGGGGAAGCACUCAUCACCCUCGGACGAAGAUUCGCCGUUCAAAGAUUUUGAGAACGCCGUCGCUCGCGAGCGCUGCAGAAGGAUUUAUUUGCUAAUCGAAACAUCCGGUCUUUCUGCGGGACACCAUUAAAUGUUUGAUUAAGUAGAUUCACUCGGAGAAAAUUUAGAUGUAUCCCGAGUCGUCGAAAAAUGUCUUAACUGUCAACGUUACUUUCGUGCAGUGAAUGUGAAUCAAUUUGAAAAGUUUGAGAGCAGAUUAUCCAAUUGAUCGCGACCAGUCGAAGUUGUUUAUCGCUUAAGGUUGACGAUAUAUGCUCAACAAUCUACCAAAGAAAGCUUCGAAAGGUCUUGUUUAAGGGUACAGUCGAUUAACAAACCUUCACGGAGAGCCCUCAAACUCACUACCGAAGAUAAAUUAUGUAGAUACAUAGAAAUACCUGGGAAGAUCAUUGAAAUUAUUAGAAUCUUCGGAAAUACGCCCGUCAAGAGGAUGUUAGGCGGAAAGUUAUCUUAUCCACUUGAGAUAGGAAUGAUCUAUCAAUCUUUCAAUCCAUUAGAAAUCUCGUCUAUUCGCGAGGAAAGAAAUUAGAUUAAACAUCGUGGCAGAAAGCGAACGACUCAUGGAGAUGUCGUCUAAGACCCUGCACAACGAGCACAUUAAACGGCCGAUGAAUGCCUUUAUGGUGUGGUCGCGUGGUCAGCGUCGCAAAAUGGCACAGGAAAAUCCGAAAAUGCACAAUUCGGAGAUCUCGAAGAGGCUCGGCGCCGAGUGGAAGCUCCUGAGCGAGAGCGAGAAGCGUCCUUUCAUUGACGAGGCAAAAAGAUUGAGAGCUCUUCACAUGAAAGAGCACCCCGACUACAAGUACCGGCCGCGUCGGAAACCGAAGUCCCUGGUCAAAAAGGAGAACAAGUUCGGCUUCUCGAUAUCACCGCUGAUGUCGCCUGGCGACAGCUUGACCAGUCUACCGCGGGGUCUUCUGCCGUCGUUGACGCCUCCGACGCAUCAUCCAUUGAUGUCGCACGAGGACCUGAAGAUCCCGCGCUUCUUUCCGCCGUUCGCAUAUCCGCUCUAUCCGCUGCAGCACAAGCUGAACGACGACUUCAACGGCGGCAAGCUUGCCGCCGACUUGGCCCUACAGGCACUUUACUCCGGCAGCCCCUUUUACCCGAGCCACCAAGCGAUGUCUUGGCCGAGCCUGUCGGCAGCCGCCUGUCUGCAGCCCAACUGCAGCUGCCCGAGUCCAUCGAAGGAGCCCAAGAGACCGAUCCCGUCGUCCAAGAUGGACGACCCGCCCUUUCCGAGCCCGGCGAGGGCCGACGACGACGCCGUUGUCGCGGAGCGGGAAGAAUCCCGAUACCGGAAGCUCGAAGUGGACUUCUCGAGCAGUCUGGAGAGCCAUCAUCAGCAUCAUCCCCAUCAGCAGCAUCAUCAUCAGGAGGACCGUUCCCAGGAUCGCUUCUCCUCUUCCUCAUCCUCGUCGCCGCCCACGGAACAAUUGGAGAGAUCGACGACGACGACGACAACGACGACGUCGUCCUCGUCGUCUUCGACAUCGAGCGGCAGGGUCGACAGCGCUUUCUCCGUUCAAAGUCUCACGUCGACCUCCAGCAGCUCGAACUCGGGCUCGCAGCGCGGACACGUCAUAUGAAGGCCGCUCCCGGUUCUCCCGGACCUGA
Molecule: messenger RNA, 2083 nt
Organism: Vollenhovia emeryi
Lineage: Eukaryota; Metazoa; Arthropoda; Insecta; Hymenoptera; Formicidae
Product: transcription factor Sox-14-like
Exons: 2
Coding region: 1027-2055 (342 amino acids)
Biological process (GO): regulation of DNA-templated transcription; cell differentiation; anatomical structure morphogenesis
Molecular function (GO): DNA-binding transcription factor activity, RNA polymerase II-specific; RNA polymerase II cis-regulatory region sequence-specific DNA binding
Source: RefSeq, a predicted model, not a curated record